This is a messenger RNA of Haliotis rubra (blacklip abalone), 965 nucleotides long. Its product is annotated as M-phase inducer phosphatase-like. The record is from RefSeq and is a predicted model, not a curated record. The transcript is spliced from 5 exons. Gene Ontology annotation, cellular component: cytoplasm; nucleus. Gene Ontology annotation, molecular function: protein tyrosine phosphatase activity. NCBI's taxonomy places the organism in Eukaryota, Metazoa, Mollusca, Gastropoda, Lepetellida, Haliotidae. Gene Ontology annotation, biological process: positive regulation of G2/MI transition of meiotic cell cycle; positive regulation of G2/M transition of mitotic cell cycle; protein dephosphorylation. The annotation marks the transcript as partial.
GUGUCUCCCCAAUCUGUGGAUCACAGGCGAACUAGUCUCUAUGGAAUAAGGAAGGCUCUUUUCACAGGAAAGAGACCACGUGACCAUGCUAAUGAAGAGGAGGAAUAUGGUCUAGCCAGGCAGAUCAAGAAACACAAAACUGCCUCUAUUGUCCAUGAAAAGAACCAGGUUGAAGCGCCUUCAGAAGUGAUGAAGUCUGCUGUGGACAAAAUGGAAAAUGAAGGAGACCUGAUCGGGGAUAGUUCACAGGUUCAUAGUCUCCCAACCAUACAAGGUAGACACAAGGAUCUCAAGUCUGUGUCUCCACAAACGGUCAGUCAGCUCCUUUCUGGAAAGUAUGAUGACGUCAUUUCCUGUUACCAAAUCAUCGAUUGUCGGUACCCCUACGAAUAUGAGGGCGGUCAUAUUGAGGGUGCGGAGAAUCUUCACAACCAGGCUCUGAUCACAGAUUUAGUGACCAGUCUAAAGCAGAGUAACCCCACUCGACGGAACAUCAUCAUCUUCCACUGUGAAUUUUCCUCAGAGAGAGGCCCCAAACUACUGAGACACCUGAGAAACCUUGACCGGAAGCUGAACAGUGACCGUUACCCUUUCCUCUUCUACCCGGAAGUAUACCUGUUAGAUGGUGGAUACAGGGCCUUUUAUGAACAGCAUCAGUCUCAAUGCAAUCCAAGAAACUACGUUCCUAUGCUGCACCAGGAUUUCUCGAAACAACUACGUCACUUCCGAGUGAAGUCCAAGUCAUGGACAGCAGGAGACAAACAGAGCAUGCGCAGUCGACGUCAUCAAAUAGACGCGUCUCCACUCAAGAUGUGUCUAUGGUAAUUUGGAAGAUGAAUUAGUGGCAUGUGGAAUUUCAACCGCUACCCUGGCAAUUGGUCUUGAGGGAUUUGUUAUGUAUUACUAUUGUUUUUGUUGUGUUUUUGCCUGAAUGUUGAGGCAAUAACUGACUACUUUACACAUAC